GCUGAAUAUUUAUCAGAAAGCAACAAUGAUGCAGGUCACCAUGUAGAUGCCAAGGAAGAACUCCUGGAUGAAUGUGAGAGUAUUUGGAAGCAGAUGGAAGAGUGUCACAGCAAGCUGAUGCAUUCAGGAGAGGAAACAAUGCUAAAAACGGAUUCCAAGCUUUCCAUGUUAACGAUGCAAGUGCGAGCUUUAGCAGCAGAGUGUAGUCAAUGGCAAAAAAGAAGUCCUGAAAUAAUUUCUGCCAAUCCAGAUGUACUGUUAGCAUUAGGAAAAGAAGAGUUGCAGAAUGUAGCAAAUGAUCUUGACAUGGUGCUGUCAACAAUUCAGUCAAGGGAUAAACAACUGGAAGAAGAUCUGAAGAGAGAACAGCAGUGGUGUGACGAACAGGAGCAGAUACUACAUGUUCUUAAUAGAGUUGAAGAAGAGACAAAAACCCAAGUUGAACAAUGUUUCAGAAAAAGAGAACUGCAUGAACUGAACAAUAAAAUGUCGAAAAUAAAGGUAUAUAAGGAAGAACUCUUGAACGCUCUGGGUGAAUUCCUAGAAGAACAUUUUGCCCUUCCAGAGGAAGGUGGAAGUGCUAAAAAGAAGAAUUCUUCUAAAGAGCCAGCUGUGGAACUGAUAACGCUUCAUGAAAUUUUAGAGAUACUUAUAAACAAAUUAAUGAGCAAACCACAUGAACCCUAUGUGACAAUCAAUGACUCAUUUUGGCCACCUUAUAUUGAGCUGCUGCUGCGAUACGGAAUCGCCCUGAGACAUCCAGAGGAUCCAAGCAGACUGCGCCUGGAAGCAUUUCACAU
Molecule: messenger RNA, 800 nt
Organism: Tauraco erythrolophus (red-crested turaco)
Lineage: Eukaryota; Metazoa; Chordata; Aves; Musophagiformes; Musophagidae
Source: RefSeq, a predicted model, not a curated record